AUGAUUCUGAAAUUCUUAAUCCCUGUCAUCCUUUUGGUAACAUGCCCCGUACAUUUACACGUAUCUGCACAACUUUACCCACCAAUAGCAAAGCCUGGCUGUGAUUCGCGAUGUGGAGAUGUGGGCAUUCCUUUUCCGUUUGGAAUGAAGGGUUCCGAUUGCUAUGCAGGAGAGUGGUUUGAAAUAGAAUGCAGAAGCACUUCCAGCAACCAUUACUAUUCCGCACCUUACCUCAAGUCAACAGGAGUGGAAGUGACAUCCAUUGAUGUCCAGAGAGGCACGGUUACAAUCAAACAUCCGAUUUACCGCAGUAACUGCGGAACCAAAGAUUCUCCGCCGGUCAACCAGUCGCUGGAAGGAAGUCCUUUCGUGUAUUCAGAGGAAUACAACAAAUUUGUUGCCGCAGGUUGCAAUAUUAUUUCCUUUUUGCAGUUAAAUGGGUCAGAAGCUAGUGGUUGUGUGUCCAUCUGCGACAACGAGAAGAAGGUGGAUGAUAUCGGGAAAAUGAAGCUCUCAAGCACUGAUUGUAAUGGCAAGUACUGCUGUGAGACUUCCCUGCCACUGUAUCUUAACGAGUAUACCACAGAAAUAAAAGGUUUAAAGGAGAAUGGAACGGGUCAUCAUGAGUGCAGUUACGCCAUGGUUGUAAAACAAGAUAGGAACAGCUACCAAGACUAUACUGGUGAUCCCCUGAAAAGCUACUACUCUCUUACUCAUGGUGCGGUGAAGGAUCUAGAUAUGGUCCCAGCGGUGCUUGAAUGGGAGAUUCUGAACAAUUUGGACCUUAAACUCCCUGCAGGUCAUCACUCUCACUGUUAUGACACGAAUGUUACAUCUUCGCGAUAUAAACGCUCAGGCCGGAGAUGCUCCUGCGAAGUAGAUGCUUACGGUUCCAAUCCCUACGUUGCUGGAGGUUGUAGUCAACCUGCAAAUUAUCCGGAGGCCGAAGGGACAAGUGGAGUAACAAUGUCUAUCCUUAAAGGAGUUUCUAUAAGCUUUGGAGCCAUCAUUUUACAGCUUCUUUCAUUGCGGGUGUUUGAUGUUGCAAAAAGAACCACGCUGAAUAAAUACAGAGAAAAAAUCUUCAAACGAAAUGGAGGAUUAUUGUUAGAACAAAAAUUGUCUUCUGGUGAAGUUAAUAUGAAUAAAGUUAAACUGUUUAGCUUAAAGGAAUUGGAGAAAGCCACCAACAACUUUAAUAUGAAUAGAGUGCUUGGAAAAGGUGGUCAAGCUACUGUUUACAAAGGCAUGUUAAUAGAUGGAACAAUUAUUGCAGUGAAAAAAUUUAAGGUCCACGGAAAGAUUGAAGAAUUCAUCAAUGAAUUUGUCAUUCUUUCACAAAUUAACCACAAAAACGUGGUCAAGUUGUUAGGAAGUUGUUUGGAGACUGAAAUUCCUUUGCUUAUUUAUGAAUUUAUUCCUAAUGGUAACCUUUUCGAGUACUUGCAUGAACAAAAUGAGGAUUUGCCAAUGACAUGGGACAUGCGUUUGAGAAUUGCCACUGAAGUUGCAGGAGCUUUAUUUUACUUGCACUCUGCUGCUUCUCAGCCUAUUUAUCAUAAAGACAUAAAGUCAACAAAUAUACUAUUGGAUGAAAAGUAUAGGGCAAAAGUAGCAGACUUUGGCACAUCCAGAAUGAUUUCCAUUGAUGUUACUCAUCUCACUACAGUAGUUCAAGGAACAUUUGGAUACUUGGACCCUGAAUUUUUUCAAACUAGUCAAUUCACAGAAAAGAGUGAUGUCUACAGCUUUGGAGUAGUUCUUGUUGAACUCUUAACAGGGCAAAAGCCAAUAUCCCUACUAAGUCCAGAGGAAGCAAAAAGUUUAGCCUCACAUUUCAUUAUUUGUAUGGAGGAAAAUCGUGUGUUUGAUAUUAUUGAUGGAAGAGUCAUGAAGGAAGGGGAGAAAGAUCAUAUCAUGGAUGUUGCCAAUCUUGCAAGUAGAUGUUUAGUGUUGAAUGGAAAGAGACGACCAACUAUGAAGGAAGUCACAUUGGAAUUAGAAGGUAUCCGAAGAUUGGAAGGAAAGUCUAAUGCACAAGAAAGACAUAAUGAACUUGUUCGAAGUGAAGACUAUCAAUCAUGGAAUGAGUAUUCUGAUACCUCAGAAAUAAGGUCAAGUUUUGAUCUAAACAGUAGAACACUCAGUUUGGACGAUGAUAUUCAUAUUCUUACCACAUAA
Messenger RNA from Sphenostylis stenocarpa, 2181 nucleotides. NCBI's taxonomy places the organism in Eukaryota, Viridiplantae, Streptophyta, Magnoliopsida, Fabales, Fabaceae. The record is from the annotation of a GenBank genome assembly.